Molecule: messenger RNA, 1996 nt
Organism: Thrips palmi
Lineage: Eukaryota; Metazoa; Arthropoda; Insecta; Thysanoptera; Thripidae
Gene: Bem46
Product: protein ABHD13
Exons: 5
Coding region: 317-1423 (368 amino acids)
Cellular component (GO): membrane
Molecular function (GO): palmitoyl-(protein) hydrolase activity
Source: RefSeq, a predicted model, not a curated record
AAUAUCAGCAGACAAAACAGCAGAGGAUCCUUCAAAACAACAUUUGAGAAGAGAUAAAACUUGAGGAGAACUGUCACUUAGCGAAGAUGAAAGCCAUGCCAAACUAAAUACUUGUUCGUUGACAAAGCCCGUUCACCUGAGAACUCAUCAUCAAAGUGCUUGUUUCGGAGGCCAUGUCAGAAGUCAUUUGCAAUGCGCUGCUCAAGCAACACGGGCAGUUUAACCUCAGUUCGACUCCAAUUGGACAUACUUAACAGCGUAGUGGAGGUUUAUUUUUAAAAGGAAGCCAGUGAGGCAGAAACCAGUUAUCUUCAAAAUGAAUGAAACUCCACUGAUCAGGAAGGAGGAGCCUAUCCCAGAAUGCAAGAUACCAAUGAAUGUACCAGUUCCUGUCAAGUACAGCUUGCGCAUACUUGCGUUGGUGUUUAUUCUGCUUCAGAAGUCAUGGAUGUCUCUGACAGCAACAGCUGUAAUAUAUACAGUAGUGUACAUUGUCUUUGGAGGUUUUAUUUCUUUCCUGCUCUUAUUUUGUUGCAUAUUAUUAAUUCUGUAUUAUGCUCAAGAUGGUCUUCUGUAUUACCCUCAUGUACCUAAGAAUUCUCGUGCAGUUGUGCUAGAACCAACAAUGUUAGGUCUGCCUAGUGAGACCGUGUAUAUCAGAAGUGCCGAUGGAACGCUCCUCCAUUGCUUUCUGAUUCGUCAACCAGAACCAGCCUGUACAAAGGCACCUACUAUUUUAUUUUUGCAUGGAAAUGCAGGCAACAUAGGCAAUCGAUUACCCAAUGUUGUUGGUCUUUACAAAUUGUUAGGGGCAAAUAUAUUUAUGCUUGAGUACCGUGGGUUUGGCCUGUCAGAAGGUAAACCUUCUGAAGGAGGGUUUUAUGCUGACGCAAGAGCAGCAUUAAAUUAUCUUCAUUCUCGAAACGAUAUCAACAGCAAAGAAAUAAUACUAUUCGGACGCUCAUUAGGUGGUGCAGUGGCCAUUGAUGUAGCAUCUUGUCCAAAUUAUUCAUCUAAAAUUUGGGCUCUUGUUGUGGAGAACACAUUCACUAGUGUCCCAGACAUGGCUAAAAUCCUUAUUGGAUCGUAUUUGGGAUUUUUACCCAUGUGGUGUCACAAAAACAAGUUCCUGAGUUUUAACAAAGUGAGACGCAUCACUUUACCCAGUCUUUUUCUUUCUGGCCUCUCUGAUGAUCUUGUCCCACCAUCAAUGAUGGAGUGCCUAUAUGAGUGUUGUGCAUCAUCGCUGAAACAAAAGUUUGUAUUCCCCAAUGGAACUCACAAUGAAACAUGGAGAUGCCAAGGGUAUUUCCACGUAUGGAUGGGUUUACUGGUGGAACUUCGAAAGAGAGAUGCAAACUUAGCUGACCAAACCACAACACGAGCUCAACCUUUAAUACAUUCAGUCAUAGAAACUGUGUAAUGGAAGAAAGUCUUGGAUUGAAGAAAUAAUACUUCCCAUGUUGUAAGAAAAUAAAAUAGGAUAUGGUUAUAAUUUAUUACAUGGCCUAAAUAUUAUCAAUCUUUUAUUAAAUUUCCUGUGAGUUAUUGACCAAUUGCUUCUGAAAGUGGGUUGAUUUUUACCCACUUUCUCAUGGAAUUUUUAAUUGAAGGGGAUCUUCUAGAAGUCUGUUGAAGGGGAUUUUGCCUAAACCUCUAUCAAGGAAUUGGAUUUUGGUGCAUUGACCUAACAUUGUCUGAUGAUGUAGGCUUUCUUUUUCUCUGUAAAUAACACCAACUUAUACUUUACGGAAAAUAUUUUGUGAUAUGUUGGCAUAGACUGAUAAUAGUAGCUAUAUUUCAAGUUGUCAACAGAAACAUGAAUGUUUGCCUCACUUUAAGCCCAUUUCAGGAGCUACUUUAUUUUAGGUACAGUUUGUCCUUUGUUUUGGUGAUUAGAAGCCCAUUCAAUUGGUCCAUGUAUAUUCUUUUUUGCUUAUCUGUGAUUUGUAAUUGUAAUUAUGUAACCAAUUAAUAAAAGAUAAAUAUAAUUGUG